UGAUUGGCGGUAGCCCAUCGACGACACGAGAUAUCAGCUGCCUCAGAUCUCGUCGGUGGGUGCCAAUCACAUUCUUCGACAGUUUGUCGAUCGUCGUCAAGACAUUUCAACAGCUAGCUAGCCUGCCUAUAAAAUGCGCGCGCACGAACCUCUGUAGCACAAAUGGACCUGUGAGAAAGCAAGAAAUAAAGAUAUAUACACACAUGGCUACUACGGGCACAACAUCUAUGCCAGCACCUGUGUUUCACCCCACGGUGUGGGGGGACUACUUCAUCAAAUUUGUCCCAGAGCCAUUGCAGGUUUCAGAUGAAACGAUGGCAGAGAGAAUCAGGCAUUUGAGAGAGGAGGUAAGUGGUAUGUUCCAGGCUUGCAAGAACGUUGUGGACAAAACGAACCUAGUAGACGUGGUACAACGUCUUGGAAUAGAUCACCAUUUCGAGGAACAGAUAGCCACUGCCCUAGCCAGCAUCCACAGCGCUGGAUUAUUCAAUAGCUCAAGCCUACACGAGGCUGCCCUUCGGUUUCGCUUGCUUAGGCAGCAGGGGUUUUGGGUUCCUGCAGAUGAACUUGUCAAGUUCAUCAAGAACGAAGACGGGAGCUUUAUCGAUGGUAUAACCAAUGACCCAAAGGGCCUGUUGAGCUUAUACAACGCAGCUCACCUUGUUACUCACGACGAGGGGACGACGACACUUGAAGAUGCCAUCGCAUUUGCAAGGCAGCAUCUGGAAGCUGCUAGAAGAUGUAGUCUCAAGUCCCCUCUAGCUGAACAAGUCGGCCGUGCCCUUGGUAUCCCACUGCCAAGGACCUUAAAGAGGGAGGAAGCAAUAGCUUUUAUCCCGGAGUAUAGCUCACAACAAGAUCAACAAGUGUACAGCCCCGUGAUACUAGAGCUUGCCAAGCUAGACUUCAACCUCCUUCAGCAUCUCCAUCAAGAAGAACUCAAGGAGAUUUCUCAUACGUACGUACGUACGUACGUACUUAAUGGCAGAUGGUGGAAAGACCUCUCUGGAGAAAUCGGAUUAGGCUACGUCAGGGACCGCAUCGUCGAGUGUUACUUUUGGUCGUAUACUGUGCACUACGAGCGAGGGCAAGCGCGUGCACGGAUGAUACUUGCCAAGGUAUUCAUGUUAACGUCUUUGUUAGAUGACACUUACGAUGUGCAUGCAACUUUGGAGGAGGCCAGGGAGCUCAACAAGGCUAUUCAAAGAUGGGAUGAGAGUGAUGUUUCUCUUCUACCCGAGUACCUAAAGAAAUUCUUUGUCAAGGUGAUAAGUAACUUCAGGGAGUUUGAGGAUGAGUUGGAGUCACAUGAAAAGUAUCGUAAUGUUUACAAUAUUAAAGGGUUCCAAACAUUAUCCAAACAUUAUCUCCAAGAAGCAGAAUGGUUUCAUCAUGGCUGCACUCCAAGCUUCAAAGAUCAAGUGAAUGUUUCUGUCAUAACGGGGGGCGCUCAGGUACUAAGCAUUGGUUUGCUUGUUGGCAUGGGUCAUGAGGCAACCAGAGAGGCAUUCGAGUGGGCCAUCGGUGACACUGAUGCUAUAUGGGCUUGUGGAGAGGUGUCACGUUUCAUGGAUGACAUGUCAGCGUUCAAGAAUGGUAGGAACAAAAUGGAUGUCGCCAGUUCUGUGGAGUGCUACAUCAAGGAGCACAAUGUCCCUAGCGAGGUCGCCCUGGCAAGGAUAAAUUCCUUGGUUGAAGAUGCAUGGAAGACCAUAAAUCAAGCACCAUUUAAGUACCCUGCUCUAUUCCCGGUUGUGCAACGAGUUACCAGCCUAGCAAAGAGCAUGACACUGCUGUUCCUCGAUAAGAGGGAUGCGUACACAUACAGCAAGGACUUUCAAACGACACUGGAGACCCAUUUCGUAAGACAUAUUCCGCUAUAGUACUAGGUUGUGGCGAGUAGAUCAUGUACGUGGCGUGGCUGUUUAUAGAGUGGAGUUUGAAAUAAAAUAUGAGCUGCCAGAGAUAACCUUAGAAAGCAAAAUCUAUGGUGUGUGUGGCUGACAUCUAAUAAUCUUUUUGUUUUCGUCUACCAUAUGUAUUAUUUUUUCAUAAGGUAUCCGGAAUCUGUAUUAUGUCUGAUGUUAGAAACAUAUUUAUAUAACGCUUUUCAGAGCCUAA
Molecule: messenger RNA, 2121 nt
Organism: Zea mays
Lineage: Eukaryota; Viridiplantae; Streptophyta; Magnoliopsida; Poales; Poaceae
Exons: 7
Coding region: 204-1883 (559 amino acids)
Biological process (GO): diterpenoid biosynthetic process
Molecular function (GO): terpene synthase activity; magnesium ion binding
Source: RefSeq, a predicted model, not a curated record